AUGGAAAGUGGACUGAAUCGACUCGACGAGUUGCAAGGUCGACUCGGCGAGUCACAUGAAGAUGGCCGUGAACUCGACGAGUUGGAUGGACAACUCAGCGAGUGGUGGAGCCUGUGUUAUGUGAUCCGUGAGUUGGAGUUUACCUUCCGAGUUGACAUCUGCAAGGUGAGUUAUCCUCACUAUAUCGAUAGGGUCAACGGCACCAAAGUCGGCCCUUUAGUUGUUAUUGUUAUGAUAUCAGAUGAUUUAUUUACGAACACAGACUUUAGAAAAAGGUUUUCGAAGCUUAUUUGGGACAUUAAUUUGAAACCUGAUGUUUUUGAGGUGAAGUGGGGUUUGCUUAUGAAGGAAUUCAAUCUUGAAGACACAAGAUGGUUUAAAGACAUGUUUACAAUACGUGAUUCAUGGAUACCUGGAUAUUUUUGUGAUAUUCCAAUGUGUGGUUUGAUGAAGACUACAUCGAGGUCAGAGAGUAUGAAUUCAUUUUUUAAUACAUACUCAGAAAGCGGGAACUUACUUUUGAAUUUCAUGAUGAAUUACAACACUGCCAUUCAAAAGCAAAGGAAUACUCAACGAGAGCUUGAUAAAGCAUCAAAGGAAGCAUAA
This is a messenger RNA of Lactuca saligna, 606 nucleotides long. Lineage: Eukaryota; Viridiplantae; Streptophyta; Magnoliopsida; Asterales; Asteraceae. The record is from the annotation of a GenBank genome assembly.